GCGGAUUUUUGCGGAAGCCGGCAGACGGUGGUCGUUUUCCCACUCGCCCCGUUUGUGUGGCUGUCGGAGCGUCGUAGUAGUGCGUCAUGGAGAAAAACGGGCUGAGAGCGAAGAGCAAUCGCAUGUGCAGUGUGCCACAAUGCACAAAUCGUGCAAUAUUUGGAAAAGUCAGCUUGCACCGCUUUCCGAAAGAGAAAAAACGACGGAAGUUGUGGACAAUCAAGCUCCGCAUUGGGAAGCAAGUGAGCAAAGAAAUGGUCGUGUGUAGCGAGCAUUUCAACAAGGACGACUUUUUUUGGGGCCACCUUGACGAGUUGAAGCCCUUACGAAGGCGGCUGAAGAGAAACGCCGUGCCUUCUCAAAAUAUCCCGCUGCGCUCCCACGAGGCAGAAGUGAGGCCGAGGAUUUGCAGAAGAAAACACACUGCAGAUACACAAGGUAACAAGGGCCAGGACACUGCAGUACCACCUGAAGCAGUCACUGAUGGGGACUGCGCGUGCGAGCUUCCGAACUAUCCUGAAGAAGGUGAAUACGACGGUGAGAAUCAUGUUUGUGCGACACUCGCGCCGUACUUUUGAUGUCUAGACGUUC
Messenger RNA from Rhipicephalus sanguineus (brown dog tick), 591 nucleotides. RefSeq names its product peroxynitrite isomerase THAP4. Gene Ontology annotation, molecular function: sequence-specific DNA binding. Lineage: Eukaryota; Metazoa; Arthropoda; Arachnida; Ixodida; Ixodidae. The coding region runs from base 87 to 578 and encodes 163 amino acids. The record is from RefSeq and is a predicted model, not a curated record. The transcript has 3 exons.